Molecule: messenger RNA, 773 nt
Organism: Liolophura sinensis
Lineage: Eukaryota; Metazoa; Mollusca; Polyplacophora; Chitonida; Chitonidae
Exons: 6
Coding region: 61-705 (214 amino acids)
Source: RefSeq, a predicted model, not a curated record
AUAGCGGCUGAAUUUGUGAGUUGUUUUACCAAUCCUUCAAGGUACAUAAUACAGCUAACAAUGAAGGCCGGCCGUGUGACGGUGAAAAAGAUGAUCACCGACUAUGAGAAGACUCACAUACGAAAACGAAAACCACCUUUAAAAGGUGGAGGAGACAACAGUAUGACCUUUCCCAAAGAGUACACCAUUACUGGAAACGUCUAUCGCGCAAGUUUUGAGCCUCUUACACAGGCCUCCGUCAAAAGACACCGACGAACCACUUUCUCCGCAGACACUCCUAGACAAGUGAGCAAGGCGUCUCUUCGUUCUACCAACGAUGCGGACAGAUGUGACUCGACUGAUUGGGAAGUGUCAGUACCCUCCGUGGUUCCCGUGGUUGUCUUGCUGAUGUCCCUGGUGCUGUAUUUGGCUAACGCCGCGCGAACCAUCAUCACCACCUACAAUGUGCUCCCUGUCACAUUCAACGUCUCACCAUCGGGUUUCAUGGCUUGGAUUGUCUUCCUUUGGCUGAUCAAACGUUUGCGGGAUUUCUUCGACCAAACAUUUGCCCUCAACGUCGCUGUUGCCAAUAAAGAGACGCAGACAGAGUACCCAAUACAGACCUUGAACUAUCCCAUACAGGCCGCUGGGAAUCCAGUCAGUUGUACUCAGGACUCCAGCUUUGAGUCCUCCUCCCUGGCUCUCCACAAGGAAACCCAGGUGUAAUUACCAAGACAACAGAUUUCGUCGGCAUAGUCUUUUCAUGCUGGCCAAUAAGUGAAGAUUUUGCUUGA